Molecule: messenger RNA, 988 nt
Organism: Capsella rubella
Lineage: Eukaryota; Viridiplantae; Streptophyta; Magnoliopsida; Brassicales; Brassicaceae
Exons: 2
Coding region: 141-755 (204 amino acids)
Source: RefSeq, a predicted model, not a curated record
UAAUCUGUACCUGACAGCUACGCCUCCUCCCAGCUUUCUCUUUACCCAACGAUUCCUCACCAAACAUAUAACACGGCGCGUGACCUCGUCGAAAGCCCCAAACUACCCUCACUCAAACUUUUGUUCCCUUCUUAAUUUGUAUGUGUGUUUUCUUGAAUAUUCUCUUUUGUUUUCUUUUCACUCUCUCCUCUGUUUCCGGUGACAGAGGAACAAUGGAGACGACGUUAACAGAGUAUCUGGAGAGAUCAAUGCAGAAUUGUUCACUGAGUAAUCAGAGAAGAAGUAUUGGAGAUGGGUUUGGUAUGACGGAUGAACAUAUCCCGAUCUCAGAUAGAUUCUUGGAGCUCAAUUCUCACUUCUCUGUUCCUUCUCAUUUGGAACAGUGUCUUGAUCUCAAGACAGGAGAGAUUUACUACAGAAACUGGAAUAACGGAAUGAGAGUGAAGGAAGAUGAUCCUAGGAAACUGGCGAGAAACAAUAACAAUGCAGAUCAAUUCAGUGGAGACUCGUAUGGAACUAUGUUUUCAUCAGAAGAAGCUAGCUCGUAUUAUGAAAGCGAAGAGUCUUCAUCAGAGUCGUCCCCUUCAUCAAGAAAAUGUCGAAAAGACGAAGAAGAAGAAGAAGAUGUUCUUGUGGUAGCUGGUUGCAAAGCUUGUUUCAUGUAUUACAUGGUACCUAAACUCUUGAAGGAUUGCCCCAAAUGUGCUACUCAGCUUCUCCACUUUGAUCAACCUCACUCUGCUUCUCCACUUUGAUCAACCUCACUCAGCUUCUCCUUGAACCUCUCUUCUAUUCUCAUUUUCAUUUUUUUUCACUUUGUCUUCUCUCUUUUUUUUCUUCUUCUAUAAAAGAGUGGUCGUGUUAUGUGUGUGGCAUUAAUACGAGAUUUAACUGUUUGAAGGCAAUGUCUCAAAUUGGUUGGAAAAAAAAACAUGUAUUGGUGAUAGCAUAGUGAAAACAAAACUUUUAAAAAUUGGUCUUCCUGUUU